ACCAAGCCUAAGCCGAGGGAAAAGCCGGUCCGCCAAGGCGGUGUGGGGGGAGCAGUGGGCCCAACCUGACACAGCAGCAGCUGGGGGAGGGGAGGAGUGGGGCUGCUUCCCACCUUGGGCUCAGUCCCACUACAUCCCCACCAGCCCGCUCUGCCCUGCAUUGGUCCCAAGCCCGCUCCACCUGUCGCCCCUGCUGCUGCCGGGACGGCAUGAGCCCACUGCUUCUCCUGCCGCCCGGUCCUCCCCCACAUUGGGCCUGGGCCCACUCCUCCCUUUCCCCCACUUCCACUGCCACAUGGGGCAGCAGGCCUGGUCCAUCACAGGCCAAUGUGGCAGGGGGAGGGGAGGAGUGGGCCUCCUCCCCCACAUUGGACCCCAUCCCACUCUUCCCUCAUCCCCCGCUCUCCCCUCUCUCGGCUCCUCCCCCGCUCCUUCCAUCUCCCCACCACUGCUGGUUUUGGCCUGGGCCCGCUGCUUCCCCCUCCCCCCCAGUGGCCCAGCUUCCCCUUCCUCAGGCCUGGUUCUCAUUGCACCUGGGCCGGGCCCGCUCCUCUCCUCUCCUCCCCCCACCGCUGCGGUGGGGAGGUGGGGAAAAGGCCGGGACCCCAAGCAGCAGGAGAGAAGCGGGGAGAGGGCCUGGAUGGGGGGCACGGGGUUCCAUCCCCAUCAGCUCCCCCCCCCUUAAUUCUUGACAGGCAAUUGGCUAGUUUAAAAUGAUAAAAAUAAACCUCAUGGAAGAAAUUUAGGAGCUAAAAAUAAAAGAUGUUGGAGGCGUUUUAAAUAACCACAAAGACCCCACUAAAACAAUAAAACAGCUGAUAACCUGGAUACACAGAUGUGAUUUUACUGAGCCUAAUGGCCAUUUUUGUCAUAUGGGCACAGGAAAAGUGUAACGUUGUAACAGGAAAGGUGUAAUGUGGACAAGCGCCCCAGGGCACUACUGACUACAACUGUGUUCAAAGUGAAAUGAUUCAACUUCUCCUUCCUUUAUUUUUUCCAAAGAAGAAUCCCAACUCUCUCAAAUCCCUUUACUGAAGUUUUAUUAUUCUGUUUCUGAGUGUAGCCUCACCAUUACUUUAAGGACCCAUUAUAGCACAAAUUGGAAAAGAAAUGGACUUUUUAAAGUCUUCAGGCUAAAAAUUCUGUCUUAUAAUUGAUGCUGCAGGAGAGAAAAAUGCAUUUUGUUUAACAUCGUCUCAAGUCCUUCUGUAAAAAAUAAAUGUACUUUAGUGUUAAAAGAUGAAGAACAUACCAGUGUCACCCAAGUGGCAGGGGGUGCAUCUAUAUGUGCGCCCCACUGCGCAGUUGGGGUGCUGUACAGUCCCAGUGGUGCACAGGUCAUUUCUGACCCUACUGCACAAUAGAAAUGAGUUACUGUGCAGUAGCAUCAUGGUUAGUGUCUGCUUAUGCUAUGUUGCCAUAGCUCAUUGCUACGGUGACAUAGUGUCUCAUGUAGAUGCGCCCAGUGAGUGGCUGCUGAAAGGGAGAGUGAACAGAGUAUGACCAUGGUUUUUUCCACUGUUCCUCUCUCACUUACAGCCUCCAGCAUUUAAGAUCUAGGUAGUUCUAAUUCAGAGGCUGUUCCCCAAAGUCCCGUGUCUGCCACUUGGUUCUGUCACUUGGUCACUGUGGCGGUCGAGUGGCAGGCCGGGCUGUGGCCAGUAGCCCGAAACGGCAGGCGGGUACUUUUGACCGAUGGAGCGGAAUUAGGCACUGAAGCGUAUUGGUUGAACAAAGAGAUUAUUUACUUACGCCGUCGAUGUAUACAGCGCAGGAAGAAGAACUGACUUAGAUUACAGUUGCAAACGUGAGCUCUUCGAAUAAGAUGAGAUGACGUGAACGGCUUAUUGGGCAUACAGAGCGUGGGAUACGUCAGGUAGGUCAUUGACAGGGAGUCACUGGUGGGUGAUCAGUCCACCAGGUGGAGUUCUCCAACUUGGGCGGAAACUGCUUUAACUUUUAUAUGGCUAGUAAGCCAAUCACUAGUCGCCAAAUAUGAAUAAUUUGGAACCGGCCAAUGGUGGUGUGCGUGUUUGCAUAAAGUUGGCAGGAACUUUUUUCUAAACUGUAAUUUUCCAUUACAGUGGCAUAUAGUUAUUGGGUUCUGACAUAGCGGAAUUUUCCCACCGUGACCUAGUUACUGCCACUAGUGGAAUUUUCCACUGUGCCAUAGUAUUCAGAAUGAUUGACAGCGGGAGAUUCCACUGUGGCGGGAGAUUCCACUGUGCCAUAGGCAUCCAGCUACUAAUGGGUUCUGACAGUCACCUCCAACACACUGUGAUUACAAUGUGUGGGAGCAGACUUGAGUCUGCUGGAGCACGGUAAUUACCACACUCCAGUAGACUCCAGUGUCAUGUGUAUCAGUGUCCCUGCACUGAAAAAUGGCAGCAGGGGGCACUUUAAGUAAAGCUUUUUCAACAAGCUGUAGUUAAAGUGUUCCCACUACCAUUUUUCAGUGCAGGGACACUGAUCCAUGUGAUGAUCCAGGAAUUUAAUUAAAGCAGCUCUGAGAGCCACUCUAACUAAAGCACUGCUGCCCACACUCCCAGAGCACGUGUAUAACCACCCUUGGUUUUGUCACACACACUGCACCCACAUGGACUUUGGCAGAACCGUCCCCUCUCUGGCCAGACUAGUCCCCCCACUGUCCAGGAUGGGCUUCUCCUGUACUGUUCUCUCCAGCCUCUGGCACUGGGCACUGUCAGGGAUGGGAUACAGGAUAUGCCAGGCUAUACAGUGAAGGGGCUGCUAUGGGUAGGGGAUGAGCCCAGCUGGGUGGGGAGGGUGAGGCAGACAGUGACCUCCUAGAGAUGCGUUGGUAGGAUAUCAGGCAUUGGGCGAGAGAGGCAGUGACCUCAUAGAGGGCUGACAUCAGCCUGUAGGGCCAGUUCCAGAACCCCAGGCCAGAGGCUCAGCCCUGAACAGACCUUCAUGGUGGCAGGUCUCUCUGGCUGAAGCUCAUACAGGUGAGGGAGGAUCUGAUUCCUAUUUCUGGUCCCAGGGCCACCUCUCUAUUAUCUGUCCAUCCCUCCUGCCCCACAGGUGUCACCUCGGGUUUGUGCCAAGUGGUGAACUUGGCCCCCCUCUGAAUGGUCCCCAACCCUUCCUCAUGGUUAAUGAGUUCAGGGUUGUGGCCCUUUUCAGUCACAGCCUGUAAUUCAGGCCCAAGCCACAAUGCCCGAGCAUUCAACAACAUGGUAGUAAGUUUGGUAGAAAAGCCAGUUGUGAGAUCUGCCAAAUCUCAGCCAGUUCAGGCCCUCUACAAUGUUUGGACUAAGGACAAAAUACCCAGUUGUGCCCUUUGGGGGGGGGAGUUUUGAUCCCCUGCAGCUCUGUCUGUCUGUCCAGCUGUCUGUCACUCUGACUCGGGUGCUCCAAGUCUCAGCCACUGGAGGUCAAGCCCAGAUUGCUGCAGACCCAACAAGAGCUCCCACCACUCCUCUGACUUCCACAGGGGCCUUUCCUCCCUCUUCUAUUUCUCCCUACCCAUUUCCUCCUGCCAUUUCCCUGUUCCUACACCUGUUUCUGCAGAGCAGCUGAGCUGUGCCUGACAGGAUCUGGGGGAGGCAGCAAAGGACUGGGAUUCUCCUUGAGUUCCUUCCAGGGAGGGCUCCAGUGGGUGGCAGAGACUCCCGGUCAGGAAGGAGAAGGGUGGGGCAGGAGGAGGAGGGGUUUGAGGAAGUCAAGAAUGGGACUUAGGGCUCUGUGUCUCUGUGCAUGACAAAGGCUGUGAAAGUGAGAAAAAAUGUGGGGGGAAUUUUGGAGGUGUCUUUUAUUGGACCAGGUGUAAAAUUUGGGAGCGAUGUUAGCCAAGGACACAGAAGAAGGGCACCUGGUGCCCAGAAACUUAUCUAACAAAGCAAAAAGACUGGGACUGGAAGACAAACAUGAUAGAAAAAGUAGAAACUGAAGUGGGAAAUUCUUUCCCAGCUAUACAGUUGGUCCAAGAAAAAAUGUCCCUAAAAUCACCUUGAUCCUUGCAUAUUGCCCAGAUCAUCAUGGCUACAACAGUACUCCAACCCUACUGGGAGGAAGGAUAUGGCUUUUAUUCAAAUGAGACAGACAUAUCCAAUCAUGGCGCAAAGCAUUUGAUGCUAGCAGACAAAGGCUAGGUGGUUGCUUAGUGCAAGGUGAUUGUGAUCCAAUCAUGAUAUCACAUCAUAUGAUCAGUGUUUCUAAUAAUCUAAUCCCCCCACUCCAAGUUGAAGAUAAUGAGGAAUACAACUGAUAGGAGGAAAACAUUACAAAAAAAAUACAAAUGGAAGUGGAGACUCGUAGAGGAUAGUUCAUCAUCUGGCCAAAGCGCCAUGACUGCACAUUCAAGAAAGAGAAAGCUUUGGCUCUAAGCCCCUCUGCAUUCAGCAGGAAAGGGAAGGCAGCAAAUAAGGAUCAAGCAGCAGUACAUGGCAAGGAGAAAAGGAGGCAAUAAAUGGCACUUGGUAGAAAUUAGGAGGAUAAAGGGCAGAACAUGGGCAAGAAAAAAGGAAGGGGCAACAUGAGGGAUAACUCCACGACUCCUAGGGCUAAGGGCAAUCAGUAAGGAUGCUGGGAACAAAGGAGUCCUCCUUGGUUUAGAAUAUAGUCAAGUUCAUCUCUUCCUGAAAUCCUGGCUGCAUCUCCUCUGCUGAACCAACACACAAUCCACUAUGCAUGCACAGUGGCACAGGAAGUCAGUGAUGAUGUACUGUAAAGGCUAGGAAUUCCACUUUGGUCCCACUCCCCAGGAAAGCCCACAAGGAAGGAUAUCAUGUUCUAUUUGGAGUAGAGUUUAAUCCUGUACAGUUAGUUGGCGCAUCUACACGUGCACCGGACUGUACAGUUGUUACUGUGCAGUCAUUUAGUAUUUGCUUAAGCAAGUAACCGACGUUCCUGAGCAGUCCCAAUGCUGCACGGGUCAUUUCUGAUGUUACUGUGCAGUAGCAAACAAGCCCGCCAAUGCUUUGUCACCAUAGCAAUGAGCUAUGGCAACAUAGCAUCUCAUGUAGACACACCCAGUAAAGCCUAGGCCACACACCGGAGGCAUCACAACCAAAGUCUGCAUCUUGGGAGGCAGGGACACCAGCAGGGGCUGGGCUAGCUGCAGCAGCUAUACUGGCAGUGGUGGCGACUGUGUCAGAGCCCAUGCACACACAGGGACCAAACACUAAGAACCACAAGCAACAUUCAUCCUGGCCUUGCCCAGUUUGGGGCACUUGUCUUUACAAACUUACUACUACUGUAACAUCUUUGUGUAUGCAACUAUCCAGGUUUUUAAAAUAUCACCUGGGAAAAUAAACUAACUCAUGUGGCACCAAAUGGCAUCCAGUUGGACUGUCGGCACAGUGUGACCUUUAAAUACACUGGACUGGGUUCUGCCAUCUGAGUUGACUCAGGAGCUGACAGCAGUAAUGGGUUUUCCACCAGUCUAGGGAGAAAGGGGAAAAGUGGGGGGGACACUUUAAGGGUAAGGCUCACAGAAAUAUGCUGACAGCAGAGGAGCAGGGAGACACAUGGAUCUUCAGGUCUACCCCAGGAUUUGGACAGGUGUACACUCUAGUGACCCCAGGGCCCUGUGCUGACUCUCUCUCCCCAACAAGCCUGACCUCUGCUUUUGGGUCCCCUCCAACUUGGCCUUGUCCUAUUUCCAUUAUUCCUCAUUCUUGUCCCCUUGCCAAGCAUCCAAGCACUCAAUUGGCUAUCUAACAUAUCACUGCAAGACCCUACUAUAAAAUGCAUGGAGAAGGUGACUUAGAACAUCUCAUAGAAAAGAGAGAUAUGGAGCAUGGUCCCCUUCCUGGCUCAUAAGGGAAAGGUGCAUCCUUCCAUUCUCAUUGUGCGUUUGAAAAGACAGGAUGUGGCCUGUGUUAAUUCAUCAGCAAUACGCUCCACUGAAACAGUUUGGAAACCUCCAAGCUAUAGCUCACAAAUGGUAGUAGAAACUUCUUGGAAUCUGUUAAAGAAUGCUACAAUUGCUUUCGCAAAAAGAAACAGGUAUAGGAGGGGGUGGAGCAGAAAUUAAUUGCAGCAGAAACUAUAUUACAUGUUUUUCAGGAGAUUUAGCCAGGGUUUAGAUGGACUAUGAAAAACUCAAAAGCUUCUUAAAAGAAAAACAUCGGAUGGAUGGAACGAGAAAGUGACAGAGCAAAAAGAAACAUCUGCUUCAUAAAGCAAUAAAGAAAAACAAGACCCAAGAUAUGACUGAUGAAAUUACGAAUAUAAUGACGUGGCAUGUGACUGAGGUAACAGACAUCACAUAUCCAGCAAAAAUACAAUAUGAAGAGAGAAAAAUAGCUGAGGGAAACAUGAGAGAUGAAGAGGCCAAAGCCACAAAGUUUGUCUUCACAGACACAGUGAGAACAGCCAGCAGAUCACCAGGAUGUGCGCAGGGAGGGAGUAGAGGAGAACCAGCCCCACUGUUUCCCCAACAGUCACCUGGCCUUUCUCCACCAAGAAGCAGAUCACUGCCUCUAGGUAGAGAGUUUGGGGAAGAAAAUCUUCCAGAGGCCGAACCAGCAGCGGUACCUCCUCAUCAGGCUAACAAGAUUUCUAGUUUGAGCAGGGAGAGCAUGUGCAUGGGAGAUCUGUUUGAGCAUCCCAUGCAGAAUAUCAAUGCUGAGAAGUUUCCUCAGAGCCAAACUUACUGUAAAUAUGAAUCACCAAGAAAAAAUGGCAAAUUACAAAACCGUCUCAUUAGGGAAGAUAUUUCUUCCAACUUCACACAAGUUUGCUCUAAAACAGGCAUGUUUAGAAAAUCCUUUUCACUGAGCAAUGUCCAGGGAAGGGUGCUGAGGAACAAAUACAAAGGCAAAUGUCAAGGCAGCUCCAAGUCCCUGAACUUGUACAACUCACAUCAGGGGGCAUCAGGAAGCUGCAUACUGCACUGCAGUAAAAAAAACACUUUGCGGAGGAUGCAAUCAUAUAAGAGCUGGAAGAGAUGUUGGGGGAGGGUGGGGGAUGACCUAGACACCAGCCCUGGAGAGGUGUCUAGUUCCAAACGGCAGCCCCCUAGGAACCUGUACCACUGGCACAGCAGCAGCCUGUGCUCAGGGAGCUUGUGCUUAGGCAGUAGCAGCAGCCUGCACCACCACUGCAGGAGCCCCUGCACAAGAAGUUAAGCACUUGCUUCUCCAAGCACCACCGCCUUUCUCGCCUGCAUACCAGUCUCUGGCUUCUUUACUAUUCAUAACAUCCAGGAAGAGCACACACCAACUGCAGAUACCUCCUCAGCCUGAUGAAGGGUAUUUAUACCCAAAAGCUUGCUAAGAAAAAUUUUUCCAACUAUAUGAGUUGGUGUAAUAAAAGAUAUCAGAGUUACCCAAAGACGCUUCUCUGACGAUGUCCUUAAAUCAAUGUGGCUACAACCUAUACCCCUGUAUAUGACCUAUAAUACAUUUGAGACUCAUGAAAGUAGGUCCCAAGUCCUGACAGUCAUAGUAAUGAAAUGCUGAUUAACUUAAUGUAAUGAAUGUUUAAGAGCAAGAUCAAACAGUGAGCAGGAGCACAACUAGAAAUUACCCCAAAAAUGUAAGUAGACAGUGCCUUGCAGGGACAGAUCAAGUCUUUAGUCACUGGGAACCUGAACAAAACAUAAAAGGCUUCUACUGCUACUAUCUGCCACUACAAGAGUCUGCUUAUUUGAUAUUUCCUGUAGCUGGACAUGUACAUUUCCGAUGUACUCACCCCAGCUCCCCUGGUGGUAGGCAAUCCUUGACUUACAAUGUUUCGAGUUGCAACAUUUAUCACUUAAACAUUUGUAAAUUGACACCCUGUUUCAACUUUCUGACGUCAGUUUCGACUUUACAACGCUUGAUCUGACACCACGCCAUUCCAGUGAACAAGUUUGCUGUGCCACCCAUCUCCCUGGAGAACAUCUGUCCAAACUUCCUUGGACACUGCCUUUAAGAAAGCAGACAAGACUCCAGAAAAACCUGCAGCCAAGGCUCCUGAGACGACUCCAGCCAAUGACCCUUCAAAAAGUCCAACCAAGAGCCCUUCAAAAAGUCCAGCAAAGUCACCUCAAAGAAGUCUUUCUAAAUCAAUAUGAUUGCUAUUUACAAUAUAAAUACAUUGAAGUAGCUAUAUUACUCAUCUAUAAUUGAUUGAAUACAAAAUUAUGGGUUAUUUUUGGUGAAAAUAGGGUAUCCAGCCUUGGUUCAGGAACCAAUACCCCAUUUAUAAUAUUGUUUCCUGUGGGAAAAUCAGUUCCAAGUUAUGUUUCAAUGUAAGAUGUGGUUGUGUCCUAAGUCCAAAGACUGCCUGUACUGCAAUCUUUGCUUCAAUAUUGCAGUUUUUCUUCCCGCUGCACACAAGUCCUUACAAUGUCAUGUGCCCAGGGGAGGAGAUGGAGACUCAUUUUUUUCUCAUUUAAUUGAGUUGUGGUUGUCCAGGAGACAGUACUGUUAUGUUACACAGUUUCUCAUAUUAUAAUCUCCAUGUCACUACCACUGCCCAUCCUAUUGCAGCUGCAGAAAGUGCUGAACAAUCUGUAUGGUGUCUCCUGUGUUUCUUCUUGUGUUUUUUUUUUCUUUUUCUGAUGCCUAGUUGUGUCCCUGGCCUACUCUUCACUCAGACAGCUGGUCUUUUGCUUUCUUUUAUUUUGUUUUGUCUUGCUGCUUGCUCAGUUUUUUGAAGGGUUGUCUCAUAAACGCCUUGUCCCUCCUGAGGCUGGUGGGGCACAGUGGCUGCCUUCAGGCAGCAGUGUCAGUGGCAGGGGCAUGGUGGCGGUGAGCAGGAACUGCCCACAGGCAGUCACAGUGACACUGGCGGUGAGGGCAGGCCAAGCGGGGACCGCCCACGGGCGGCCACAGUGGUAUUGGCAGUGGGAGGAAGAGAGAGAGGGUGGUGAGUGGCGACCACCUGCAGACACUGCCAGCAGUGGUGGCAACAGCCAAUUUCAGGGGGAGCAUGGCCAAUUUCAAGGGGUGCACAUGCACCCAUGUGCACCCCCUGUGUGUCACCAAUAGGACAAGCUGCUUUGGUUUCUUCUACCUUUGUGUCACAGAAGCCAGAAGUACACUAUUUUUAUUGUAUAUUAAGCUGGAACCUAAAUGAGGAUGAAACAUACUUUUUAGCCUAAAAUGACUUUUUAUUUUAUUGUAUUGAAUACAAAGUUAGCAAUACAAAUCUUGUACUGUGAAAAGUUGUUGGUUUUGGGGUUUGUUUGGGUUUUUUUGGGGGGGGGGUUGUUUCUUGAAUAAUGACCCAUAACUUGCUUUAUUCAAAUGCUUGCUCUGUUGAAGGUUUACAAAUUCUGCCCCUUUACCAAGCUGUGCCUGAAAGUAGAAACUUUUGACAGAGGUCUGCUUCCUUUCAAGUAUACCUCUUUUUCUGAAGAUUGACUUUGCCCAUUUUUAAAGGUGAGGUACUUUCUGCAGUCCAUAGCAGACCUCCCAUUGAUAUUGAUGAUAUUUGCAUCUAUAAGUCAAAUACAUUGUCUUUAAACUUGUUCAUUUGUUUUCUUAUCUGUUUAGACCUGCCUUCAAGUUCUCAGGAAGAGAAAAAAUUAUUUUGGGGUGCCACCAAUGACUCACUUUCAAUCCAUUCACACUGAAGUAUCUUGUUCCCUCAUUUUUUGUCUAUAUACCAAGAGAUAAUUCACUUUGUUUUUAAAAGACUGAUAUUCAAUUAAAUGCUGAAAUAUGAA
Molecule: messenger RNA, 9622 nt
Organism: Alligator mississippiensis (American alligator)
Lineage: Eukaryota; Metazoa; Chordata; Crocodylia; Alligatoridae
Exons: 2
Coding region: 6174-7094 (306 amino acids)
Source: RefSeq, a predicted model, not a curated record